UGUUUCCGGGUGAGAGGGCAGAGCAGGAUGGAGGAGGCGAAAGAGAAAACCAAUGAUAAUAGCCAGUUUGAGGUGUUGGAUUUAGCUGAAUAUGCCAAACGACAAAGAUGGUGGAACCGAUUCUUUGGAAGAAAUUCUGGACCAAUUGCUGAGAAAUACACAGUAGCAACACAGCUGAUGAUUGGAGGAGCCAGCGGGUGGUGUGCAGGGUUUUUGUUUCAGAAGGUUGGAAAAUUAGCUGCAACAGCAGUUGGUGGAGGUUUCUUCCUGCUCCAGAUUGCCAAUCAUACGGGAUACAUCACUAUUGACUGGAAGCGAGUGGAAAGGGAUGUAAAUAAGGCAAAGAAACAGUUGAAAAUUGGCAAGAAUAAGGUUGCUCCAGAAGUGCACGGUGCAAUUGAUGAGGUGACUGUGUUUGUGAAGAAGAACAUUGUCCUUACUGGAGGUUUUGUUGGUGGAUUCCUACUUGGACUUGCUUCAUGAGGAUUAGUUGAAGAUGUUACUACAAUUAAUGAAUUACAAUCCGUUAAUACUUCUCUCCCCGCCCCUGAAACCAUUGAUAGAUUGUACGUGCUUUUGUGUUGGGUUUGCGUGCCCCACAGACAGUACUGAGCUAGUAUCUUCAAUUUACUUUACUAGAAGGGAUUUGCAUCAUUGAGUUGACUCUGUGACCUCCAUCAUCUGAGUCACAUGUUAAGAAUAUUAUCAACAUUGACUCUUGUCCCGGUUUAUGAUGAUACUCAAAAUGGUGAUACAAUGUUUUAAUGUGGUUGGCUGCACUGAUUGAGAUGUGGGCCUCACAUUUUAACUUCAUUGUACAAUCACAGAUGCUCAUCAUCUUGUGACUUCUCAUGCUUGACAUCUUGUACAUUUUACCACCAUAUUGAACUUCUGAAUUGACAUUGUUUCUAUGUUUGCAUGUUUUUGGGGCUAUAUGCUACACAUCACUUACAACAUGUAUUUCUAAAUAUUAAGAUUUUAUGAAAGCUGGACACUCCCCUUAAUGACACUUUAAAUGGACUGGAGCUUGUGCGAUUUGUUUGUGUUGCAUCACACACACUGUAGUUGCCUGAAUGACACAGGUAUAGCGACAAAUUCAGUGUGACAUGGCAUUACAAAAACUGGAUGUGCUUUUCAAAGUUAAAACAAUAUCUUAAGAGAUCAGGUGACUUUUUAUAUGCACUCUUUCCUGGUUUGCUUCAUCCUUUUAUCUUUGAGCUUUAAAAGCUACUCCCAGAUGUCUUCUAACUUAUUAAUUACUUUGCCAUAAGUAUUCUCUGAUCAUGUUGCUUAUGAGCAAAGCCUGAAUUAUAUCUUUCCAAUACUUCAUGUUAAUUACUGGAGUACACCCAAGAGUUCGAACUUGUUUGGCUUCAGCUGUAGGCAAUAAAAGAUUCUUUAUGUUAGAA
Messenger RNA from Hemiscyllium ocellatum (epaulette shark), 1409 nucleotides. It is a transcript of the gene fundc2, whose product is annotated as fun14 domain containing 2. The transcript is spliced from 5 exons. Gene Ontology annotation, biological process: autophagy of mitochondrion. NCBI's taxonomy places the organism in Eukaryota, Metazoa, Chordata, Chondrichthyes, Orectolobiformes, Hemiscylliidae. Gene Ontology annotation, cellular component: mitochondrial outer membrane. The record is from RefSeq and is a predicted model, not a curated record. Bases 28 to 483 code for a protein of 151 amino acids.